UGAGUUCAAAAUCAAUUGAAACGUUUUGUUUGUUUGAAGUGAAGAAAAAAAAAAUCCAAUCAUUCAGUCAUUCAUUUGAUCUAAUAGUUAGUAUUCAUGUGUUUACUGUCUGUCUGUUUGUUGUCUUCAGUAGUAUAACCAUUGAAUUGUGUCCAUCAAGUGUUGGGUUGUUUUCCUCUCUCUCUCUCUCUCUCAAGAAUAUGGAUGAGUUGACACCGCAAGUGGAUGUCAACGAUCUAUUGAAUGGUACGAAAUGUAAUGCCGACGAAGUGACCAGAAAUCUGUUCAAAGAUCAUAAGCCGUCGAUUGUUUUCAGUGAAGAUCAACAGCCGAUGUCGAUGACGAAGAAUGAAACGCUGAAGACUUAUCUGAGGAUACGAUCGGUUAGUGAAUUUGGUGUCCAUAAGCGCAACGAAUACUAUAAAGUGGUCGACAAUUGUAAACUAGAAGUUUGUCCGCCGGCGGGCAGUAAUGCCAGCAAAUUUGGUGUCGAAACCGAACGAAAACGGUUUACAUUUUCGCACGUUUUCGAUGAAAGUGAUAACCAAAUGAUUGUUUACGAGGCGUUUGCGUUGCCGAUUGUCCAGCGAUUUCUUGGCGGACAAAAUAGUCUGCUGUUUGCCUACGGUAUCACAUCGAGUGGGAAAUCCUAUACAAUGCGCGGAUCGACAACCAAUCCGGGAGUGAUUCCCCGGGCAUUGAACAGUAUAUUUGAAGUUAUUGGCAAUAAAAUUGAUAGACAAGUACCCAGUCUUAAGCCGCAAACGUUUGGCGAAUGUCAGUGUCUAACGGAAACCGAUCGACAAAUGGAAGAACGUAUUCGUCAGUUUGUCUUUGAAAAUAGUGACAAAAGUUUUGAAGGAUAUAUGAAUUCGUUUCGGUCGCAGAUAUCGGUAAUCAAUAGUACAUCAGCUACUAAUGGUAGCAGUCAUUCACAAUCAUCUUCGAUGGUAUGGAACGAUGUCUUACAUUCGACAUUCAGAAACAAUAGCUCAACAGGAAUCAGGUGUUCGGUUUGGAUUACAUUCUACGAGAUCUACAACGAAAACAUCAAAGACUUGUUGGCCAUUGAUGUCGAAGACGAACGUAAACCGAAGAUUAUGCUCAUUAGAGACAGGAAUGAAAACUAUUAUAUAUCGGGUUUGCGUCAGAUAUGUGUCGGCAGUGCUGAAGAAGCGUACAAAGUCUUGCUUUUCGGUCAAAACAAUUUACACAUUUCAUCGACUAAUCUGAAUAAGACAUCCAGUCGUUCGCACUGUGCGUUCAGUAUAUCAUUGAUAACUAAUUAUCGUAAUCCUAUCGACCAGAAGAUUGCUUUCAAUCUGAAUCAUCUAUCGAUUUGCGACUUAGCCGGCGCUGAACGAAGCAAAAAGGCCAACAAUGCCGGCGAUCGGAUCCGCGAGGCCGGCAAUAUCAACGGUUCGCUGCUGUCACUGAGUCGGGUCAUCAGCGGUAUCCGACACAAUCAAAAAUAUGAAAACGAUCCGUCUAUGAAAAAACGUUUUGUCAACUUUCGCGACUCUAAACUGACAAAAGUCUUUCAGCCGUAUCUGAGUGGUAGCGGAACCGCUGCAAUGAUUGCCAAUUUGAAUCCGUCGCCCGAUCUGUUCGACGAAACACUGUUUGCACUGAAGUUUACUGGAGUUGCCUCACAGCUAGUGGUCACUCGCGAAGAUGAACAAAACAAACUACAGGAUUCACUUAAACGAUUGACACAGAUUUGGAUGCAAUCGUCGGAACAGUGGUCAAAGUUUGCACACUUGAGACCAACUAAGCCAUCGAUUUCGAUGAUUCAAUCGAUUAAAGAAGAAGAUGAAGACGAUGAGGACAGUGACGAUGAUCUCAAUACAACCAUUCAGGAGCUGACCCAAAGAGCUCAAGAUAUUAGUCAACUGAAUCUGAAUGCAGAAGAGAUAGAAACUCUUCGAUUGAAAGUCGAAGAACUAACUGAUAAGCUAAGGACAGCUGAGAUAAAUAAUAUGGAUUUUGAGAUUGAAGUUCGGCGUCAAGUGGUUAACGAUUAUAACGAUUUGAUUACUGAAAUGGAAGAAAUUGCCGACGAAAAGGAUAAAUCCAAGAAACGAUUGGAACAGAUGAUGACUCAGCGUUUGUUGAGUGCCGAAGAGUUACACAAAAAAGAAAGACUAGAACUCCAGAGCCGAUUGACUGGAAUGGAGACAAAAUUAUUUGAAUUGAAUGAAGAGAUUUGCCGGCAAAAGGAAGAGAAAGAUAAGGCACUGACAGAAGUGGAACUAAUUAAUCGAGUUUUGGCCGAAAAAGAGACGAUUAUCAAGAACUUGGAAUCAUUGCGUUCACAGCAACAACUCGAGUCGAUUAUCACCACCGAUGACAACAUAAACAAUAACAACAACAACAAUGAAAAGCACUUUAAAGAUAUGAAUACAUCUACUAUGGAUGUUGUUGUCGUUGAAACAACUGAUUCAUCCACUGCUGCACUAAACAUAUCGAUGAUAGACAAAGCCGUCGAAACAUCGAUAAUCAAAUCAAACGAUUGCGAAACAUCUGUGACCGAUAUGGAAGUGGAGUCAACAACAACAGGUGUCGUUGAAAUGUCCGAUAAGUCGACCAGUUUUUCUCAGAUUAAUUUCAGUUGCGAUAAAUCAGUUUCAUGUGAUACCCAAUGUCCCGGUUGUGAGGUCAUCAACAACAACAACACUGAUAUCAUUGAAAAGUUAGAUAAAUGUGUGUCGACAUCGCCAUCAACAACAACAACUGAUGUUUGCACUUCACCUAAACAACUGAUGACCACUACUACUACUUCUACAUCACCUAAAGUUUUGACGCCAAUGAUUACCACUUCAACAUCUCCUAACAAGAAUUUCGCUGAUAAUUAUGUCAAUAGAUUAGAAUAUCAACAAUUGAUUGAUAAGCUUUCAUCAAAUGAUAAUGAAAUCGUCAGAUUUAGACAGUUGUUGACCGAAAAAGAGAUUAUAAUCGAUAUGAAUCGUAAGAUUACUUGCGAAAGGGAUCAAACUAUCAGCCAAUUGAAAGAAGAGAUGAGUCGACUGCAGGAUAAGCUCCGAACUGCCGGUGACUAUAACUUUGAAGCCCUAUUCAAGAACAAUGUUAAGCCGACAUCGAAGUCGUUGUCUUCGAACAACUCAUCAUCAGUUGCCUCAUCAACAACAACAAUGUCGACCAAAUUAGAGGAUACGAUGUCUAGUGUUGUUGACACUAAUGGUGACAUUACUACAACAACAUCGACAACAACUGGUAAAUCGAAAAAGUCGGCCAAAUAUUCCUCGAGAAAACCUAAACCAAACUUAAACACAUCCAUUGAGAAACGUUAUCUGUCAGCGAUGGACACAUCAAUGGAUAAAACCAUUGAAGCCGUCCAGUCAUCUCAAUCAUCGCAGCGAUCGGAUACAGCUCACGAUGAAGUCGGCGACGCUAUCUUUUCGACGAAAAAAGUGGCAAAAAAGACAACCAAACGAAAACAACAUCAAACCAAUAGUUCGUCGACUGAAAACAAUAGGACAUCUCAAGAGUGUUUAAUAAGAGACACUAUUGAGGGCUCGCGGCGGAAGAGACCGGCCCUCAAAAGCCUGUACUCGUCGCCCAUCUCUCCCAUACCUACCGCCGAACGGGUGACCAGAUCCAGGGCUAAGAAAUCUAUAAAGUUUUAA
Oppia nitens is the source of this 3647-nucleotide messenger RNA. Its product is annotated as kinesin-like protein KIF20A. Gene Ontology annotation, biological process: microtubule-based movement. The transcript has 6 exons. Bases 201 to 3647 code for a protein of 1148 amino acids. Gene Ontology annotation, molecular function: microtubule binding; ATP binding; plus-end-directed microtubule motor activity. Lineage: Eukaryota; Metazoa; Arthropoda; Arachnida; Sarcoptiformes; Oppiidae. The record is from RefSeq and is a predicted model, not a curated record.